Alligator mississippiensis (American alligator) is the source of this 10031-nucleotide messenger RNA. It is a transcript of the gene ARHGAP5, whose product is annotated as Rho GTPase activating protein 5. The transcript is spliced from 8 exons. NCBI's taxonomy places the organism in Eukaryota, Metazoa, Chordata, Crocodylia, Alligatoridae. Gene Ontology annotation, biological process: signal transduction. Bases 499 to 5049 code for a protein of 1516 amino acids. The record is from RefSeq and is a predicted model, not a curated record.
GUAAAGUUAGGGGGAGCGAGCAGCUUCGUCAGCGAGGCGGGAGCCGGCGAGGCUCGGCGGCCGCCAUUACUGAGCCGGGAGUGCCGGCAGGGCGCGGGGCGGCGGCGGAGCGAGCCCCGCGGGCGGGAGGCGCCGGCGGGGCCCGGCGAGGAGAGCGCGUCCCGGGAAUGCCGUUGCCCGCCCGCCGCCGCCGCGGAGCAGCCGGAGCCGCAGCUGGAGCUGGGGCCGGGCGAGGUUCCUCAGGGAAGGAUUCAUUGAAGGACACCAUUUAAAUGUGUGACAUCACUGCAGGAAGGUAUCAGCAGGAUAACCAACUUCCUGCUUUAGAACCUUAUUUUUAUAAGGGAAGAUGACCCACCUAAUCUUGAAUAUCUGAGUUUCUCAUGGUGAUGGGCAGAAGAAAGAAAAACCGAAUAUUAAUCCUGUAACCUGGGAUAUACAACUUUAAUUCAUAAAGACUUUUUUCAGAAUGAAAGCCACAUGCAAUUACCUUGAUGAAUGCAGAAGGAUGAGAGGAAAGUUAUGAUGGCAAAAAACAAAGAGCCUCGUCCCCCAUCCUAUGCUAUUAGUGUUGUUGGACUAUCAGGAACUGAAAAAGACAAAGGUAAUUGUGGAGUUGGAAAAUCAUGUUUGUGCAAUAGAUUUGUUCGUUCAAAAGCAGAUGAAUAUUACCCUGAGCAUACCUCUGUGCUUAGCACAAUUGACUUUGGAGGACGAGUUGUUAACAAUGAUCACUUUUUGUACUGGGGUGACGUAACACAAAGCAGCGAGGAUGGAAUAGAAUGCAAAAUUCACGUAAUUGAACAGACAGAGUUCAUUGAUGAUCAGACUUUUUUGCCUCAUCGGAGUACAAAUUUACAACCAUACAUAAAGCGUGCAGCUGCCUCCAAAUUACAGUCGGCAGAAAAAUUAAUGUACAUUUGCACAGAUCAGCUUGGCUUGGAGCAAGACUUUGAGCAAAAACAAAUGCCUGAAGGGAAACUAAGCAUAGAUGGGUUUUUAUUAUGCAUUGACGUAAGCCAAGGGUGCAAUAGGAAGUUUGAUGAUCAACUUAAAUUUGUGAAUAAUCUCUAUAUCCAGCUAUCAAAAUCUAAAAAAUCUAUAAUAAUUGCAGCAACAAAAUGUGAUGAGUGUGUGGAUCAUUAUCUUCGAGAAGUUCAGGCAUUUGCUUCUAACAAAAAGAACCUUGUAGUGGUGGAAACAUCAGCAAGAUUCAAUGUCAAUGUUGAGACAUGUUUUACUGCGUUGGUACAAAUGAUGGAUAAAACUCGUGGUAAACCUAAAAUAAUUCCAUAUCUGGAUGCCUAUAAAACACAGAGGCAACUUGUUGUUUCGGCAACUGAUAAAUUUGAAAAACUUGUGCAAACUGUGAGAGACUAUCAUGCAACUUGGAAAACUGUUAGUAAUAAACUGAAGAAUCAUCCUGAUUAUGAAGAGUACAUAAAUUUGGAGGGAACAAAAAAGGCCAAAAACACAUUUUCAAAACACAUAGAGCAACUUAAACAGGAGCAUAUUAAAAAACGAAGAGAGGAAUAUAUUAAUGCAUUACCAAGAACUCUUAACACACUUUUAUCCAAUCUUGAUGAAAUUGAACACUUGAACUGGUCAGAAGCCUUGAAGUUAAUGGAAAAAAGGCCAGAUUUCCAACUGUGUUUUGUGGUGCUAGAAAAAACACCUUGGGAUGAAACUGACCAUAUAGAUAAAGUGAAUGAUAGGAGGAUCCCAUUUGAUCUCCUUAGCACAUUAGAAGCUGAAAAAGUUUAUCAAAACCAUGUACAGCAUCUUAUAUCUGAAAAGAGGAGGGUUGAAAUGAAGGAGAAGUUUAAAAAAACUCUUGAGAAAAUACAGUUCAUUUCACCUGGACAGCCAUGGGAAGAAGUUAUGUGUUUUGUGAUGGAGGAUGAAGCAUUCAAAUACAUCACUGAUGCAGAUAGUAAAGAAGUGUAUAGUAGGCAUCAGAGGGAGAUAGUCGAAAAAGCCAAAGAGGAAUUUCAGGAGAUGCUUUUUGAACAUUCCGAGCUCUUUUAUGACUUGGAUCUUAAUGCCACACCCAGCUCAGACAAAAUGAGUGAAAUUCAUGCAGUUCUAAGUGAAGAGCCUAGAUACAAAGCUUUACAGAAGCUUGCACCUGAUAGAGAAUCUCUUUUGCUUAAACACAUUGGAUUUGUUUAUCAUCCAACUAAAGAAACUUGUCUCAGUGGCCAAAAUUGUAUGGAUAUUAAAGUAGAACAGUUACUUGCCAAUAGUCUUUUGCAGCUGGACCACGGUCGCUCAAAUUUGUACCAUGAUAGUGCCAACAUUGAUAAAGUUAAUCUUUUCAUUUUGGGUAAAGAUGGCCUUGCACAAGAGUUGGCAAAUGAAAUUAGGACACAAUCCACUGAUGAUGAAUAUGCCUUAGAUGGAAAAAUAUAUGAACUAGACCUUAGGCCGGUUGAUGCAAAGUCACCUUACCUUAUAAGUCAGCUAUGGACUUCUGCCUUUAAACCACAUGGAUGUUUCUGUGUGUUUAACUCUAUUGAAUCACUCAAUUUUAUUGGAGAAUGCAUUGGAAAAAUUAGGGCUGAAGCAUCUCAGAUAAGGAGAGACAAGUAUAUGGCUAAUCUUCCAUUUACAUUAAUAUUGGCUAAUCAGAGAGACAGUGUUAGCAAGAAUCUACCUAUUCUGAGACACCAGGGUCAACAGUUAGCCAACAAAUUGCAGUGUCCUUUUGUAGAUGUGCCUGCUGGUACAUAUCCCCGUAAAUUUAACGAGACUCAAAUAAAGCAAUCUUUGAGGGGAGUGCUAGAAGCAGUUAAGCACAAUUUUGAUGUUGUGAGCCCUGUUCCUACCAUCAAAGAUCUGUCAGAAGCUGACUUGAGAAUUGUGAUGUGUGCCAUGUGUGGAGAUCCAUUUAGUGUGGACCUUAUUCUUUCACCUUUCCUUGACUCUCACUCCUGUAGUGCUGCUCAAGCUGGCCAAAAUAACUCUUUAAUGCUUGAUAAAAUCAUAGGUGAAAAAAGGAGGCGAAUACAGAUAACAAUAUUAUCAUACCAUUCUUCAAUUGGUGUAAGAAAGGAUGAAUUAGUUCAUGGAUACAUACUAGUUUACUCUGCUAAAAGGAAGGCAUCCAUGGGAAUGCUGCGGGCAUUUCUUUCAGAAGUACAAGAUACUAUUCCUGUCCAGCUGGUGGCUGUUACUGAUAGCCAGGCAGAUUUUUUUGAGAAUGAAGCUAUUAAGGAGUUAAUGACUGAAGGAGAACACAUAGCAACAGAGAUUUCUGCUAAAUUUACUGCUUUAUAUUCUUUGUCUCAAUAUCAUCGUCAAACUGAAGUUUUCACACUGUUCUUCAGUGAUGUACUGGAGAAGAAAAACAUGAUUGAAAAUUCUUACAUGUCUGAUAGCACCAGGGAAUCAACACAUGCAAGUGAAGAUGUUUUUCUGCAGUCCCCCAGGGGAAGUUCUCUUGCUUAUAAUUACUAUCCAGAUUCAGAAGAUGAUACUGAAGCACCACCACCUUACAGUCCAAUUGGUGAUGAUGUGCAGCUGCUCCCAACACCUAGCGAUCGUUCAAAAUAUCGCUUGGACUUGGAAGGAAAUGAGUAUCCUGUUCAUAGCACACCACUCAACUGCCAUGACCAUGAGCGCAACCAUAAAGUGCCUCCUCCUAUAAAACCUAAGCCCCUUGUACCCAAGACAAAUGUGAAAAAAUUGGACCCAAACCUUCUAAAAACAAUUGAGGCAGGCAUUGGUAAAAACCCAAAAAAACAACUUUCUCGAGUGCCUGUGGCACCUCCAGAAGAUUUAGACCAAUCUGAUAAUUAUGCAGAACCUAUUGACACUAUUUUCAAACACAAAGGCUUCACUGAUGACAUUUAUGCUGUGCCUGAUGAUAGUCAGAAUCGUAUUAUUAAAGUUCGAAACUCAUUUGUUACAAACAAUGCCCAAGGAGAUGAAGAAAACGGGUUUUCUGACAGACUGUCUAAGAGUCACGGGGAAAGAAGACCUUCAAAAUACAAAUAUAAAUCUAAGACAUUGUUUAGCAAAGCCAAAUCUUAUUAUAGGAGAACGCAUUCAGAUGCCAGUGAUGAUGAAGCUUUUACCAUGUCUAAAACAAAAAGAAAAGGAAGACAUCGUGGAAGUGAAGAAGAUCCACUUCUUUCACCUGUAGAAACAUGGAAAGGUGGAAUUGAUAACCCAGCUAUAACUUCAGAUCAAGAAUUAGAUGAGAAAAAAAUGAAGAAGAAAACGCACAAAGUAAAAGAAGAUAAGAAGCAGAAAAAGAAACCUAAGACUUUCAAUCCUCCAACCCGUAGAAACUGGGAAAGUAAUUACUUUGGGAUGCCCCUACAAGAUCUGGUUACAGCCGAGAAGCCCAUACCUCUGUUCGUUGAAAAAUGUGUGCAGUUCAUUGAAGAUACAGGACUGUGUACUGAAGGUAUCUACCGUGUUAGUGGGAAUAAAACGGAUCAAGACAACAUUCAGAAGCAGUUUGAUCAAGAUCAUAAUAUUAACCUAGAAUCUAUGGAAGUGACAGUAAAUGCUGUGGCAGGGGCUCUUAAAGCCUUCUUUGCAGAUCUUCCAGAUCCUUUAAUUCCUUACUCUCUACAUCAAGAAUUGGUCGAAGCAUCAAAGAUCCUGGAUAAGAUGGAAAGACUUCAUGAGUUAAAAGAAAUUGUGAAGAAAUUCCAUCCUGUGAACUAUGAUGUCUUCAAAUAUGUAAUAACUCAUCUUAACAGGGUUAGCCAGCAAAAUAAAACCAAUCUUAUGACUGCUGACAAUUUAUCAAUUUGUUUCUGGCCAACUCUGAUGAGGCCUGAUUUUGAAAACAGAGAGUUUCUGUCUACCACCAAGAUUCAUCAGUCGGUAAUAGAGACCUUCAUUCAACAGUGCCAGUUCUUCUUUUACAGUGGAGAUAUUGUAGAAACACCUAACCCAGUGACAACAUGUCAGCCACCACCUUCCAACCCAGUUCAGAUGGUGGAACCAAUGGUACCUCUUCAGUUACCACCACCAUUGCAACCUCAGCUGAUACAACCACAAUUACCAGCAGAUCCUCUUGGUAUUAUAUAAAUAGAAGAUGAUUGCAGGCAGCCUGUCAUUGAACAGAAAAGAAAAGCUAUAGACAUGCAUGUUUCAGGAUACAAUAAUGUACUUCAUAUUUAUGAAAAAUUAUUUGCAUCCAAACUGAAGGGACAUUUUUGUUAUAACCCAUACUGUGUUUUUCAUUCAUACACACUGCAGAUCAAAACAACGUGAUAAGCAUGACUGGAGAGGUUUAGUUUUUACAAACAAAAAUAGCUAUAAAGUACAAAGCUGCUGCUGCAUGAAACCUUAUUGCAAAUCACUAUAUCAUUCCUGUGACAGUUUGUCACAUAUAUUGUGAAUAAAACUUUUCUAUAGAAAUUUAAUGAUUUAAAAAUCACACGUAUGAAACAUUCAGUGCUUACAGCCUGCUUUAUGGCUGCUUUUGUUAUUUAAUGUGCUAUUUUUGGCAAUUUUAUUAGUGUGGCGGGCCAGUAGGGGGAGCUUCUGUGUUGAGCCUCCCACCUCACUACGCUCGUCCACCUUCCGGACUCCACGUGAUGCCCCAGGGGCGCCUAAGCCCUGGCAGACCCCCUUUCGAGCCCCACCGCAGAGUCCGGGGGUAACAUGCGGCCACCACCCCGAGAGGGGACCUUCUAGAUUCUGUGUCCUCGGGAAAACACAGGCCUAAUAGUCCUACGGGUACUGGACCCAAUACAAGCACUUGGGGCUCCUCCCCAAGUCAGGGGCCAAAAAGGAUAGUCUCCCUUAGUCCUCAGACCUAAGGGGCCUCCUAGGCAUAAUUAAACCCACCUCUCAAUAAGUCUCCUACACCAGUCACAAAGGAGAACUUUAUUGAUUACAAAGGGUAGGGUUAGAAUAGGGUAAGAGGUAGAGCACUAUUAAGCGAUUACCAUUGAGCAAAACAGUCUGGCUGAGGUAGCCGUUUGAUACACAAAUGCUUCACUGUGAGCUGACUAACUCUCUAGAAAAACUUACAAGCAUCAUCCAGAAGAUGGUAGAGAUCUGGCUCAGAUUUCCAGAGAGAGUAUGUUUCAGUUGGAUCAGACUCUCUCCCUGUGUCCUGGUGUUUGGGCCAUGCUGGUAAAAUGGCUUCUCUCCUCCUUCUCCUUGGACCAGGCCCUUAUAUAGCCUUUCCGACCUCAGCAGCCCAGUCCAAUAGAAGCCAGCAGUGUUGGCAACUAGCCAACCAAUUUAAAAAGCAUCGCUGGUUACCUGGGCAGAUGAGCAGGGGCUUUUCCCUCCCCCCACUCAGGUGACCAGAGGGACCACACCCUCGGCACCAGGCUUUUGUCAUGUAGGCAGGGAGGAAAAUCCCCCCUCCCUAAGGAAUUUGACCCCAGUGUCCCAAGCUGACCAGGACAGAUUUCUGGAGAGAGAGACAGAUGGUGGCAUUUCUGCCACAAUUCACAUUCAGGCAUUCUGUGUAGACAGCAAAAGCCCAGUGAUAGUUUUAUUUUGUAACCUCCCAGCUACUUAUCGGAUGGUAUGAUUGGGAUGGUUUUGAAAGAAUGCAAAAUGUACUGUUCAAAAUAUUAUAAUCCUGCACCUUCCAUAUUUACUUGUAAGUAAACCUGUGGAAAAUUCAUUGAGGGGUGGGUAAACUUGCUUAUUUUUUCUUACAGCACAAUACCAAGGACAUGCUUGUUGUAAAAGUGAGUUUCAAAUAUUGUACAAAAAUUUGAUGUUGCCUACUUAUUUCCCUAUGUUUCAUUACUAAACUAAACAUUUUGUAAUAAGGUUAAUUCUGUAAACAGCUGCAUGUUUAAAAGAUCAUCGCUGGUCUUGUAAACUUAAUCUAAAAUAUUUUAGAUAUUUUAUUUUUUCCCACUUGGGAAUACAUGUAGUAUGUAGGAAAUAGUUCAUGGCAUUUUCAUAUAAGUUUAUAUAACUUUUCAUACAUAAACAUGAACUUUGUUGUAGUAAAAUUCUCUAAACCAAACAAUGUUUUAAUCUAGGACUUCAAUUUAAUCUAGUCUUUAAAUCUAUUUUUAUGUGGCCCUUUAAAGAUAUACAAAAUGCAUUGCUAAUACAUAGCAAUAAAUACUUUGGGUACUGAUAAUUAACCUUUGGAAUCUGUAUAUAUAAAAAUCACAUAAACUUGUAUUCAUGUUUCUUUUCCUCAGUAUAUUGUACUAAAAAUUCAAAAUGAUUUUGUUUUUGCACCACUUUUAAUUCUUUCUUUUACAUUGGUACCAAUUUUGCUGUAAAAGAAUGCUGCUUAAAUUAAAAAAAAUAUUUUGGUUAAACAGUUUGUUAUUGGUUAAAAAAUAGAGUACAAAUCUUAGCAGAGGGGAGGCCAUAGUUAAACAGUAUUUGUGAGAUUUUUCUUAACAGUUUUUUUUCAUGCUCCAAGUAUAGCUUUUUUGGUCUGAAAAGCAAAAGCAAAAACAAAAAACAAAACCCCCCAACAUUUGGAUUCACUAAGAUGCUAGGACUUGUUUUGUGUAGUUUUUUUUUUUUUUUUAAAGGCUUUAUGCUGGUCACUGUUGUCAUCUUCAUUCAUAAUGAAAGUUUAAGAUCAUCUUCUGUGUAUGAUAGUAAAUAGAUGAUUUUGAGAGUUAAGACUCUUAAGAGUUUGAUUUGCUCCAUUUUCUUAAAAUAAAAAUUGCCUUUCCCAAUUGUUAUGUCCUAGGUAUUGUACUUCUAAUUAUGACUUGGGUUAUCAUUCUAGGUAAUAUGAUACCAUAAACCAGGCUGCUGUUGAAGUACGUGUAUAUUAUAAAUUAUCUUGAUAUUUGUGUUAUAUUCUUGCAAGUAAUUAUCUUUUCUAAGAAAACAAAAACAAAUAAACAAAUAACCCCUAUUCCUAUUGCAAAGCACACAGGAAUUGAUAAAGUACAAUAAAGUCUGUCCUGUAAAUUGUAGUAUUCUUAACUUGUUCUACAUUACAUCUGUUGUCAAUAUAGCUUUUAUUUAUAGCUCCCAGUCUAACAAUGGCAUGUUUAGCAAUUAAGAAAACUUCAAGAGUUUUAUAAACUAUUUCUAGGUUGCUAAAGAAUUUAUUUUUCUACUAUAUAUGGUAUGGACAAAGCAUCAAACUGUACAGGAAACAAGUCUGACUAUUUCUAAUGGAAGUAGGCUUAAAAAUAUUUUUUUCCAUUAUAUCCAUAUUUAAAUUCUGUCUGGUAAAACUGUACUCAGGUUUGCUGCUGUAAACCUUAUUUUAAAACUUUUUGCAAAGUAUAAGUUCUGUUUGCCAUAAUGUUAAGCUAAACUUUAAUUUCAGAAUUAUCCUUUUUAUUUCGUUUUCCACAAUCAAUUUCAAAUGGAUCAUAUUUUAGAUAAAUUAUGUGCAGUAUCACCUACUUUUUGUCUAUAGUACUAUAAAUCUUUUUCUGCAAUGAGGUUUUGCUGUUGGAUUUGGCUUGGUUGGAUUGUGUCGACAGCACUUACUAAAAGAUUAAUUAAAAAAAAAAAAAAGACUUGGCAUAUGACAUGCUGUUGGCCUUUUUAAAGUUCCUGUGAAGUCUUUAGUUAAUAAAAUAUUACAGGUAUGUGUAGGAAUGUUUGUGUAUAUGUAUAUACACAUACAUAUAGUAAAAGUAAGUAAAGACACUAAAAAUAAUAGCAUUGCUACUUAAUAAAACUUUGUAAUAAAGCUUUCUAUAUUGUUAUCUUUAGUACUGCUAUAAAACAAUCCUGCAUAUUUGGGCUAAUGAAGUUAUUAAGUUUAAAAGAGAAUCCAAACCAUAAGAACAUAUUUUUACACUUAAGCAUUUUACAGUAAUAACUGUAUCUUGAUUUAAAAAAAAAAAUGAAAAUGUAUUAUUUUGGCUUUACCAUCUCACAAUGACACUUUAUCUUGAAGUAGUAUUUAAUGUAUUUUGUUAUAGUCAGAUUUGCUACUAAGAUGUUCUUUCUUUGAAAAAUUUUAAAACCCCCCACAAAAUAAGUUUUGAGUGGUGUUUUGUUAAGUAAUGUUUUACAGAUUAUUUUCAAUUUCAUUACACAUACAACCUUAUGGGUUUUUAACAAAUAUGGUGUAAAUAAGUGACAGAUGUCUGAUCUCAGUGAAGAGGAAUAUGUUUACCGUGUAUGUUUUCUUCAUUAUUUGAAUACUGGUUGCUAGAAAUUUCCAUAGACUGGUUUAUUUUUAAGGUACUGGAAUUUAGCCUCUAAUAUCUCUGGGGUGGGGUGUGUGUGUGUGUGUGUGUGUGUGUGUGUGUGUGUGUGUGUGUGUGUGUAUAUAUAUAUAUAUAUAUAUAUAUAUAUAUAUAUAUGUGUGUGUGUGUGUGUGUAUAUAUAUAUAUAUAUAUAUAUAUAUAUAUGUAUGUAUGUAUGUAUGUAUGUGUGUGUGUGUGUGUGUGUAUAUAUAUAUAUAUAUAUAUAUAUAUAUAUAUAUAUAUAUAUGUAUGUGUGUGUGUGUGUGUGUGUGUGUGUGUAUAUAUAUAUAUAUAUAUAUAUAUAUAUAUAUAUAUAUAUAUAUAUGUAUGUGUGUGUGUGUGUGUGUGUGUGUGUGUGUAUAUAUAUAUAUAUAUAUAUAUAUAUAUAUAUAUAUAUAUGUAUGUGUGUGUGUGUGUGUGUGUGUGUGUGUAUAUAUAUAUAUAUAUAUAUAUAUAUAUAUAUAUAUAUGUAUGUGUGUGUGUGUGUGUGUGUGUGUGUGUGUAUAUAUAUAUAUAUAUAUAUAUAUAUGUGUGUGUGUGUGUGUGUGUGUGUGUGUGUGUGUGUGUGUGUAUAUAUAUAUAUAUAUAUAUAUAUGUAUGUGUGUGUGUGUGUGUGUGUGUGUGUGUAUAUAUAUAUAUAAUAUAAAAAAUACUAAUUGGAGAUUUUAGAAAAAAAUUGACCUUAGCUUCCCUGCUGAGUUCAGUUUUUCUACGGUAAUUGUGAUGCUAUUUGUCAACUGAAAAAAAUAUAUAUAUAAUUUUUAAAAAGUCAAAAUUCUCUGUUUUUUGUUUAUAAUUAAUGUAAUCCUGUGUUGCACCACCAACGGAAAACUGCAGUGAAAUAAAUAUCAGUGAAGCUUAAUCUGUAUAAAGAAUGCAAUGAAUAAAAUACUAAGAUGCUUA